AUGGAUCUUGGAUCUUCAUCCAGUGAUAAAGUUGGAUCGUAUACAGAAAUUGAUACUGUCGAAGCAUCUGAAGCUGAGCUACAGAAUUUUGACUCGUGUGAAUUCGAGGAAUGGGAUUCUUAUGUGUAUGACGAAGAUGAAGGCUGCUAUGUGAAUGGCGUUGAAGGGCCUCAUUAUGAAUUUGAUGAGAUUGACUUAUAUCAACAACUGGAUUAUAAAUUUGACGAUUUAUAUCUGCCUCCAGGUGCGGAGGCUAGUGUACCAUUGGUGCAGAAAGCUGUAACUGAUGACGGGCCUGACAAUUUUAAGUCAAUGUCAGAAAUAGAGGAUGAAAUUGGCAAGAAAUACAAGUUUUUUAAACAGUUUGACAUUAUUAAAGAUUUCUCUGAUCAUCAUUAUGCCAGUAAUCCUGUUGGAAAGACAGGGAAAGAGUGGACAAAAAGAAUUCAGCAUGAUUGGAAACUCCUGGAGAACAAUUUACCAGCGUCCAUAUAUGUCCGUGUUUCGGAAAAUAGAAUGGACCUUCUCAGGGCUGUAAUCAUUGGGCCUCAGGGAACACCCUACCAUGAUGGCCUUUUCUUCUUUGAUGCUCAAUUCACUGCUAGUUAUCCAGCGACUCCCCCAGUGGUAUACUAUCAUUCUGGAGGACUUCGGCUUAAUCCAAAUCUGUAUGAUUGUGGAACAGUCUGCCUUAGCCUCCUGGGAACCUGGCAUGGUAACGGCUGUGAGAACUGGAACUCAGCUCACUCAAGCAUGCUACAAGUGCUGAUAUCCAUUCAAGGUCUCAUAUUGAAUGAAAAGCCAUACUUCAAUGAGCCAGGAUACAAGACCGAAGUCAACGAUGCUAAUGGACAGAGGAGGUCCUUGGAGUAUAAUGAUACAGCAUUUCAGCACUCAUGUAGGACAAUGCUGUACUCACUUCGUAGGCCUCCACAGCACUUUGAAGGUCUUGUUGCCGGCCACUUUCGUGAACGUGGCCAUGCAAUUCUGGCUGCAUGCAAAUAUUACAUGGAAGGUAACGAAGUUGGGUCCGUAGUUCCUGAUGAGGACGAUGAGGGCAAGGAGCUGGAAAAUGCAAAUGUGCGUGCAGGUGCAGGUCGACGAACCGCAUCCUUCAAGGCCGACACAAAGGUUCUCUUUCAAGAGCUCCUGGUGGAAUUCAAUAUGGAGGGUGCUGACACCAAGAAGUUCUGUGCUGAGAAGUCAAAGAAGCCGCGUCAAAAAAAGAAGAAGCUGAAGAAGAGCCAGCCUGCUGCUGCUUGAAGGAACCAGCUGAAGCAGCAGCAGAUA
This is a messenger RNA of Triticum dicoccoides, 1290 nucleotides long. RefSeq names its product putative ubiquitin-conjugating enzyme E2 38. The transcript has 6 exons. Bases 1 to 1263 code for a protein of 420 amino acids. Lineage: Eukaryota; Viridiplantae; Streptophyta; Magnoliopsida; Poales; Poaceae. Gene Ontology annotation, molecular function: ubiquitin conjugating enzyme activity. The record is from RefSeq and is a predicted model, not a curated record.